Sorex araneus (European shrew) is the source of this 1985-nucleotide messenger RNA. It is a transcript of the gene ETNK2, whose product is annotated as ethanolamine kinase 2. Bases 421 to 1932 code for a protein of 503 amino acids. Gene Ontology annotation, molecular function: ethanolamine kinase activity. NCBI's taxonomy places the organism in Eukaryota, Metazoa, Chordata, Mammalia, Eulipotyphla, Soricidae. Gene Ontology annotation, cellular component: cytoplasm. Gene Ontology annotation, biological process: phosphatidylethanolamine biosynthetic process. The transcript is spliced from 8 exons. The record is from RefSeq and is a predicted model, not a curated record.
CGAGCUGGAAGGGGGCGCAGGCCCCGCCUUCCCGGGCCUGGGCUGUCCAGCGAGCGAGGACGCGGGAGGGACGCACGCGGCCACCUGGCGGUCCCCCUGGGCCGGGCCAGGGCCUCUGGAGGGAGCUGGAAGGUGCAGGCCCCGCCCCGGGGUCCCGGCCUCGCGGGGGGCGGCCCCCCGCGCGCGCGCCAGGUAGCGGGCCGGGCCGGGGGCGGGGCGCGGGGGGCGUUCCCGGGGCCCCCGCCCGCCGCGCGUGAUGUCACGGAGCGGCCGGCUCAGGCGUUCCGGGGGCGGCCCGGGGCGCGGGGCGGCGGGCGCCUGAGUCAUGGACGGCCCCUGGCCCCUCCUCUCGGCCUGCGCCGCGCCCCCCCGCCGGGGCUAGCGCUGGCGCGGCGGCUCCGAGGGGUGGGGCUGCGGGGAAUGGCUGUGCCCCCUUCGGCGCCGCGGCCGCGCUCGCCUUUUUACCUGCGGAGGCAGACGCGCUGCCCGCAGUGCUCAUGGAGCAUGGAGGAGAAGGCGGCGGCCAGCGCGGGCGACCGCGAGCCGCCGGGCCCCCCGAGGGUCCCUUGCUUCGGCAUCUCCGUGCACCAGGACGACAUCCUUCCCGGCGCGCUGCGCCUCAUCCGGGAGCUGCGGCCGCACUGGCAGCCCGACCAAGUCCGCACCAAGCGCUUCACCGACGGCAUCACCAACAAGCUGGUGGCCUGCUACGUGGAGGAAGACAUGCGGGACUGCGUGCUCGUGCGGGUGUACGGGGAGCGGACGGAGCUGCUGGUGGACCGCGAGAAUGAGGUCAGGAACUUCCAGCUGCUGCGCGCGCACGGCUGCGCCCCCAAACUCUACUGCACCUUCCAGAACGGAGUGUGCUACGAGUACAUGCGGGGCGUGGCCCUGGGCCCGGAGCUCAUCCAGGAGCCCCGGCUCUUCAGGCUCAUCGCCUUGGAGAUGGCCAAGAUUCACACCAUCCAUGCCAACGGCAACCUCCCCAAGCCGGUGCUCUGGCCCAAGCUCUGCAAGUACCUCACGCUCGUGAAGGAGGAGCUCAGCCCCAGGCUUUCUGCAGAUGUGCCCACAGUGGAGGAGCUGGAGCGGGAGCUGGCCUGGCUGAAGGAGCACCUGUCCCAGCUGGACUCCCCCGUGGUGUUCUGCCACAACGACCUGCUGUGCAAGAACAUCAUCUACGACAGCUCCAAAGGUCAUGUCCGGUUCAUCGACUAUGAGUACGCCGGCUACAACUACCAAGCUUUCGACAUCGGCAACCAUUUCAAUGAGUUUGCAGGCGUGAGCGAGGUCGAUUACUGCCGCUACCCCACGCGGGAGACCCAGCUGCAGUGGCUGCGCUACUACCUGCAGGCCCAGAAGGGCUCGGCCGUGACCCCCCGGGAGGUGGAGAGGCUCUUCGUGCAAGUCAACAAAUUCGCCCUGGCCUCUCACUUCUUCUGGGCGCUCUGGGCUCUCAUCCAGAACCAGUUCUCCACCAUCGACUUCGACUUCCUCAGUUUCCUGAGCCUCCCAGGGCAGCACCCAGCCCAAACCAGCAUCACCAGCUGCCGGACGGAUGGACAGAUCGGAUGGACAGAUGGUGGGGGGCCGGCGCCGGGUCCCCUGGCUCCCCCCGCAGCCGCCACAUCUGAGAGGCCUCCCUCCCUUGCUCCCGGCUGGCUGGAACUAGAGAACCCUUUCCACUGUGCUACGCCCACCCUCGGGGGAGCGGCGGAUGGACAGUGCUGCCCAGUGUGCCCCAGGGCCCCGCGGGUGCCCUGCCCACAGCCUGCGGCUUCUCUGCCCACCGUCCAUCAGCUCACCUCGGUCUCCAGUGCUGACCUGCACCCCGGCACCUUCUGGCCUGUGAGGGCCUGGGCAGGAAUCGCGGCCUCUCAGGGCCUAGCACCAGCUGCUGCCCCCUCGACCCAGGGGGACCCCUGGUGCUGACCCCUCUGUGAAUGACCGUGGUUUUCUGCAUUAAAAAGAUUCUAGGCACUGUG